AGCGCUGAAAGUUUCAGCGCGUAGCAAAGCCUUGCGGCUAGUACAAGUAUUGACAAUUUCCUCAUAAUGCUCUUCACAAAUAUUCCCAAAAACCUUGAUACCUCAACAAUGUCAAACGCGAGCACACGUGCGCACGUGCCCGACCUUAUCGCGGCGUCGUUGAUCCCUGCCGCAAAUCCCGAUCCCAAGAAUCGCAAAACUAGGACACCAGAAGAUAGCGACAGCGAAGAGGCACUUCAGCCCGCAAUACCGCAAAGUCGCAAAGAAAAGCGCAGAGAAAAGAAACAAACACACGAUUCCGCUCUUCCAACUCCUUCAAGUACCGAUAACGAAGCGUCUACGCCACCUCGCAAACCGCCCAACAAACCACCCAAGAAAAGGCAGAAGCCUAAUAUAGACCACGCGACCACCCUGUUUCCCUCGAUGCCCCUCGCCAAAGAUGCGCUGCAAAAAGCAUAUCCCCUCUUAAUAUGCAGCAUUGGUAACCCCGGUGCUACAUACGCCAACACGCUCCACUCCGCCGGCCAUGUCGUCACAUCCUACCUCAGCGAGCGCAAAAGCUACAAGCCUUUCACUAAAGGGCUCUCCGGCCUCGUUUCACGACCAGAUAAUACCGCGAUGAGCUUCAGCAUAAUACGCGGAUACAGGAGAGUGGAAGGUGACGCACCGCCGCCGGAAGAAGACUGGACCUUCUGGCAGAGUACGACGUUGAUGAACAUAUCUGGCGGUGGUGUGAAGAAGGCUUAUAACGAAUGGCUGCGCUCCGUAAAAGCGCAAUCUGGAUCGUCAGCGACCGAGGGCAGAUUAGUCGUUGUGCACGAUGAGCUGGAAGGCGCGUUGGGCAAGGUCACAGUCCGGGAUGGGGCUGCGAGUGCGAAGGGUCACAAUGGGCUGAAGAGCUGCCAGCAGCAAUUAGGAGGGAUCAAGUGGUGGCGCAUAAGCAUCGGUAUUGGACGGCCUGAGAGUAGAGACCCGAAUGUUGUGAGCAAAUACGUCCUUGGAAAAAUAUCCGGGUCGCAGCGUGCGGCGCUUGAGAAGAGCGCUGUGGCUGUUUACGGAGCGUUGGAACAGAUAGCAGCGGGGCGGAAAUGAUCGAAUGUGGUUUGAGAGGCUUGCUGGGACGGAUAUAGCGUUGAAUUGCAUUUGCAGGCGUUGGGUAACUAACGCAUGAGCAUGAUACCCACUUACGCAGUCAUGCGUAAUGCAUCGCUGUUCAAGAGAUAGAUACGUUUGAUGAGAGAAUUGAAUAAUAAUUUAUCAAGUUAUGCCUACAAAGCAUACUUAGGUAUCUUCCAGUACUCCGGUAUCGAUGCUCAUCAAAUAGACUACCCCCAUAAAACAACCAACACUAGGCAGCUCCACAGAAGAUGCCCAGUGAGCCAUACGUGAAAUGAAUAACAAAGAUGUAUCACUAAAGACUUGACUGCACACGUUAAAGAGCAUUUUUCCUGAGCUUCUUUCGCUCCUCAAGUCGCCUUCUCGCCUGCUCCUUCCGGUCCCCAGGCAGC
This is a messenger RNA of Cucurbitaria berberidis CBS 394.84, 1508 nucleotides long. Its product is annotated as peptidyl-tRNA hydrolase. The transcript has a single exon. NCBI's taxonomy places the organism in Eukaryota, Fungi, Ascomycota, Dothideomycetes, Pleosporales, Cucurbitariaceae. The coding region runs from base 109 to 1092 and encodes 327 amino acids. The record is from RefSeq and is a predicted model, not a curated record. Gene Ontology annotation, molecular function: peptidyl-tRNA hydrolase activity.